Messenger RNA from Acaulospora colombiana, 389 nucleotides. Lineage: Eukaryota; Fungi; Glomeromycota; Glomeromycetes; Diversisporales; Acaulosporaceae. The record is from the annotation of a GenBank genome assembly.
GCACAGGAGUCAAGUCUUUAUACGGCUUCGGAUGCGGCAUCUAAUAAACGAUUGUCCCGUAUGUCGUCAUUCGCGAAAUCUUUCAAUUCCGAGGAUCCCUCAGCUUUCGGCACGUUUUCAAAUAACGAUGAACUGAAUUCCGAUUACUCAUUAGAAAAUGCGUGGGACGCUCUUGUCAAUAAUUCCACCGAUGACAACAAGAGUCCGGCUAGACUGAGCAACAGUCGCCUGGCAUCCAUUCCUAACCAUUUCUUUGACGGACGUCACAACCUCAGUGAACUUUACCUUGAUCGAAAUUCCCUAAGAGAUCUAUCCGAGGAAUUGUUGAAAUUGACAAAGUUGGAGAUAUUGGAUCUGAGCAACAACUGCAUCUCCGAGAUUCACCCCAA